This is a messenger RNA of Huiozyma naganishii CBS 8797, 2967 nucleotides long. RefSeq names its product putative serine/threonine protein kinase KSP1 (gene KSP1). Lineage: Eukaryota; Fungi; Ascomycota; Saccharomycetes; Saccharomycetales; Saccharomycetaceae. The transcript has a single exon. The coding region runs from base 1 to 2967 and encodes 988 amino acids. Gene Ontology annotation, molecular function: protein serine/threonine kinase activity; ATP binding. Gene Ontology annotation, cellular component: autophagosome; cytoplasm. The record is from RefSeq and is a predicted model, not a curated record. Gene Ontology annotation, biological process: autophagy; peptidyl-serine phosphorylation; protein autophosphorylation.
AUGACUGUCGAUUACGAAAUAUAUAAAGAGGGUGGUAUUUUGAACGAAAGAUACCAGAAAAUCGAAGAUAUUAGUGAAGGUUCUUACGGGUAUGUGUCACUUGCUAAGGACAUCAAGGAGAAAAGACUCGUUGCAGUGAAGUAUAUCUUCAAACUGGAAAAUGAGGAGAGUGACGACGAGGAGGAAAACAAUGAUCGAGCAAGCAAGCUCAACUUGGAACAAGAUAAGAAAUCUCUUAUCUCAGCUGACGUCAAGUCGAAGUUGACCGACGAUAUAUGCAUGGAGGCCAUGUACGAGGUGGAUAUCCAGACCAAGAUAGGAGAACACAGAAACAUCGUGCAACUGCUAGAUUUCUUCGACUCAUACAUCAUCAUGGAGUACUGCUCCGGUGGGGAUCUCUACGAAGCCAUCAAGGAUGACAUUGUCCCCAAAUCGACAAAAUCAAUCACCAAGAUCUUGAACCAGAUCAUGGACGCGGUAGAAUUCGUCCAUAACAAGCAUAUAUACCACAGGGACAUCAAACCGGAGAACAUCUUGAUUAAUGGCAUCGAUUGGAAUAUAAAAUUGACCGAUUGGGGGCUCGCUACGACAAAUGAGUUUUCUAUGGACAGAAGCGUCGGAUCCGAGAGGUACAUGUCCCCAGAACUGUUUGAAUCGAACUUGGACAUCCAAGAAAGGAAGGACCCCUAUGAGUGUGCCAAAGUGGAUUUAUGGGCAGUCGGUAUCGUUUUUUUGAACAUUGUAUUCCACAAAAACCCGUUUAGCGUCGCCAAUCAAACGGAUAAAUCGUUCUGUUACUUCGCAGCAAACAGGGAGGCGUUGUUCGAUGUAUUCUCCACUAUGGCUUACGAUUUUUUCCAAGUGUUACGGUAUAGUCUUACUAUCGAUCCGAAAAAUAGAGAUUUGCAAAAAAUGAGAUAUGAGUUAAACAACCUCUCGGAGUACACUUUGGAUGAUGAUUACUACAACAAUCUGGAGGAAGGUUACGAGACAGAAGGUUCAGAGAUAACAAGAUUCACUCCACCGGAUAUUAUCCCGCCAUCAUCUGCCCCUGUGUCUUACCCAACUCCAAUCUCUUCCCCUAAACAGCUACCAAAAAUUGAAACCGCUGAAACUUCUCUGGCUUCAGAAACAUUGAACAAGGAUAAAAAACCGCUACAGAUCCCCCAGUUCAACGUCAUUCAGGAUAAACUGUACAACCACUAUAAGAGUCCCAACCAAAACAGCUCCUACCAAACUAACAAGCAGAAGGCAUAUUUGGCUCAUAGUAGCAACAUAAAGACUGCCGGGGACUCAAAUGGUCAUUACGCAGACAAUUUUGGUAAAGAGCGGGCUAGGUCGGCUCCUAAAUUCAAAUUUAACAACAGGCGGUACCGCACAAAGAAUAACAACAACAACAGUACUGCUUAUGGUGCGCACUACGGCUAUAAUCAUAACUAUGGCGGCACCCAGAAUAAGAGUGGGGGUCGUCGCCGUAAUCAAAAUAGGUAUUAUUCAAAGGGAAUAGAUAUCAAUAAUAGAAAUAAGAGUAAAAUUUUGAAGGAUUCAAGGAAACCUCUCGGUAUUCCUACACCAAAUACCCAUAUUAACAAUUUUUUCCAUGACUAUAAGAACGAAAACGCGCAUGGCGAGCAUAACUUCAACACGAGGGACUUCUUCACCCCACCAAGUGUGCAAAAUAAGUACUUGGAGGGAAUUUUUGAUUCAAGGUUCCACAAACAACAUCAGCAUAGGAAAAACAAUUUUCCAGGAAACAAUUUCAGAAACUGGAAUAACGGAAGCAACAACAGUUCGAGUAAAAGUUACAAACAAAACACCAGCAACAACAACAAUUUCAACUUCAGUAAAUACAGAAGACCCAGCACUACUGGGAACUCCGGUUAUAAUAUGAACAACAAGGGAUACGCGGGGCAAAGACACAGUUUUACGAACGGUACGGUAACGAGUGGAUUCUUGAAGCCAGAAUACGUUUCAAAACAUAGUCCAGGUGCAUAUAUUCCACCUUUCGCAAGAGGUAAUCAUAACCAUCACUCAACUGGCACCCCCGUCCAAAACUAUAAUAUUCCAAAUAUUUCCAGUGUUUUGGAUAACUCACCCAAAAACGCUAACACGCAUAGUGAUAUAUUGAAUCAUGCACAACAACUGAGCGACGACGGGCAUGAUUCAGAUGAUAUCCUUUUCACUUUGGAAGAAAAUGAUAAUUCUUUUGUUAAAAACUUCCACGGCCUCUCUGUCGACGAUGACAAACAAAACUACAUGACACCUCCAAUUGUGGCUCCAUCGUCAGCGGGUGCGGAAUCAUAUUUGCAGACUCACGGUAAUGCAAUAAAGAGUAACACGGGGAUCGGUCACUCUUCCACUAUUGAACCCCUGAACAUAAACCCAGUGCAUGCGCAGCAUAGCGAUUUACCGGAUUUAUUGAAGUCACCGGUGACCAGUACGAUUAGUUUGCACCAUUCAUUACAUCAAGACAAAAGUCCACCGCACCCAAAUGUCAGGGAACAUGUGAUUGAAAUUCCGAUGAAAUCUCCAAAGUCAGGUGUUUAUGUACCUCCUCACCAUCGGAGAGCAUCCAUGAAUACAACCACAAAUGAGGCAGUUCUAUCAGUUACUCACAAUUCUCUAAACUAUCUUGAUGGGAAACAGGCAGGUCCCUCAUCUCCAUUCCGUAAGCCAGUUCUACCCGUUAAUCAUUCGAGCACAACCAUCUCUUUACAAAAUGAAGACGUUUUCGCUGGACCCAACAGUGACGCUCUUAUUUUUGAGGACGACGAGGAUGACUACGAUGACAAUGAUGACGAUAGGGCCAUGUUUGGACCAUAUCAAAUCUAUGAUAAUGCUUCUGACCACACCAGAAUCAACAAAUUUAGAGAGGGUAGGAAAUCGAGCACUUUACAAGACGAAAUUGUUGGCUCCUUAGAACAAUACAAAAACAACUGGUUGAUGCUACAACAACAACAAGAGUAG